Messenger RNA from Neltuma alba, 3273 nucleotides. RefSeq names its product probable inactive leucine-rich repeat receptor-like protein kinase At3g03770. The coding region runs from base 660 to 3053 and encodes 797 amino acids. Gene Ontology annotation, molecular function: protein kinase activity; receptor serine/threonine kinase binding; ATP binding. Gene Ontology annotation, biological process: protein phosphorylation. The record is from RefSeq and is a predicted model, not a curated record. The transcript has 8 exons. NCBI's taxonomy places the organism in Eukaryota, Viridiplantae, Streptophyta, Magnoliopsida, Fabales, Fabaceae.
UGCCAUUUCUCUCAUUCUCUGGCAUUUAUUUCCUCGCCAUUCUUCUUAGUACGACCUUUUAAACCGCCACACUUAUCGCCUCUGCCAUUAUUUCACAAGCAAAUUUUCUCAUCAAAACGAAGCCGCGGUGUCUGAUGCCGAGUCCCACAUCCCAAGGACUUGUCUCCUAUAUCCUCUGCAUUGAUCUUUGAUCGAUAUUUAGAUAUUAGAUUAAUUGCUUGUCGUGUUCACGCCACCGCGUUCUUCUUUAUGAGUCUAUGAUUAAUGAGUUUGUCCGAGCACAAGGCAUCAUUCAGCAAUCUGCGAAAUUUCUCCCUGUCUUUGCCAUUUCGGGGAAGUUUGGGCCCUGUUUAAUCUGUGGCCUACAAUCUACGAGGCUCUAAAAAGAACAAGAAGCGUGUAAGGAGCAGCGAGCAGGUGCUGCACUAUCCGACGUAGUUAUUGGAGCCGGAGAAGCUUCUUCUUUGGUUUUUGUCUGUAGAACUAAAUAGAGGGUACAGUCUUCAGUGCAUUCUAAAUUUGAGGCUUCCCUAUUCCCUAAAAGGAUCUUCUUUCGAGUCUCUUCACACAUUCAUGUGAGUUGUCUUUUCUUCCCUUGAACUUAGCAGCUCAUAACCUCUACUAAUUUUCAUGUUCAAAUUCGUGAAAUUUGGUGCCUGAUGCCACAAGCUGAUCCAAUGAGACGUUUGCACAUUUGUUUUCCGGUUCUUUUGUGGAUUUUGUCUAUUCCAAGUACCCAUGAACUACAAGUUGCCCAGACCCAAGUCUUACUACAGACGAGGAUGUAUUUAGAGUAUCCCGCCUCGUUGCAAAGUUGGGGAAGUUAUAAUGGGGACCUCUGUAACCUUUCUUCUUCUGCACAUGUGAGCAUUAAAUGUCAAGAUAACUCUGUAUCUGAGCUUAAAAUUAGGGGAGGCAAAACUGCGAAGUCCGAUGAGUUCAAGGGGUUUGCAAUUCCCAAUCAAACGCUGUCGACGAACUUCUCUAUUGAUUCUUUUAUCACUGCAUUAACGAGGUUGACCAGCUUAAGGGUUCUUAGCCUGGUGUCCUUGGGAAUCUGGGGUCAUCUUCCGGAUAAGAUUCACCGAUUAUCUCUGCUCGAAGUUCUGGACUUAAGCUCGAAUUUCUUAUUCGGUUCUAUCCCGCCGAAAAUUUCCACAAUGGUACAGCUCAAUACAUUGAAAAUCGAUGACAAUUAUUUCAACGAUUCAAUGCCCGACUGGUUCGAUUCAUUGUCGAAUCUAAAUGUCUUGAGUUUGAAAACCAACACCUUGCGGGGUUCAUUCCCCUCAUCAUUGUGCAAAAUUAAGAACCUCACCGAUAUUUCUUUGUCUCGCAAUGAGCUAUCUGGUAAAUUACCUGAUUUGAGCGCUCUCACUGGCCUACGUGUACUGAAUUUAAGAGAAAACCGUUUAGGUUCUAAACUGCCAUUGAUGCCCGCAGGAGUGGUCACAGUUCUGCUAAGUAAUAACUCAUUUUCUGGCGAGAUACCGAAGCAGUUCAGUGAAUUGGGUCGGCUUCAACAUCUAGAUCUCUCGGCAAAUCAUCUGAGUGGAAUACCUCCAUCUUUCUUGUUCUCAUUGCCAAGCAUCAGCUAUUUGAAUUUGGGUAGCAAUGUGCUGAGCGGGUCACUUCCAGAUAAACUAAGUUGUAGCAGCAAACUUGGUUUUGUGGACAUUUCUAGUAACAAAUUAAUUGGUGAACUUCCUUCUUGCUUGGCCAAUACGUCCAAUAGAAGAGUUGUCAAAUAUGAUGGAAAUUGUUUAACUCUCGAUUCUCAAGAUCAGCAGCCAGGUUCUUAUUGUGAAGAAUCCAAUACGGAGAGGAAGAAAUCGAUGGCGCGGAAAAUAACGUUAGCAGGGGCCAUCCUUAUUGGACUUGUUCUUGUCCUUGGGAUUUCGGUAUUAGGAGUUUUCUUUUGUAGAAAAUGUCUGAGGAGAAGGGCAGCUAAGCAUCAUUUGUUGCCAAAGAACGCGCAAGAUAAUUCCACUACAGGGUUUUCAUCUCAAUUCCUCGCAAAUGCCAGGUUCAUUUCUCAGGCAGUGAAGCUAGGGGCACAAGCUACAUCAAUCUGUCGACCAAUUUCAGUUGAAGAAUUGAGGGAAGCCACAAGAGACUUUGACUUGUCAGCUUUUAUUAGUGAAGGCUCCUUAGGAAAGCUAUACAAAGGAAAACUAGAGAAUGGAUCCUACGUGGCAAUACGAUCUUUAGUUCUGUCAGAGAAAUGCUCAAUUCAAAAUCUUAAAGCUCGGUUGGAUUCAUUCUCAAAGCUUCAACAUCCAAAUUUGGUCAGCCUAUUGGGUUAUUGUAUUGAUAAUAGUGAACAAGAUGAUUCAACCACCUACAAACUUCAUCUUGUAUAUGAGUAUGUGCUCAAUGGGAGUUACCGAGCCUAUCUGUCAGAGUUUUCUCUAGAGAAGCCGCUCAAGUGGUCUGAUAGAUUGGCAAUUUUAAUUGGGGUUGCCAAGGCUGUGCACUUUUUACAUACUGGGGUUAUUCCAGGUUGUUUUAACAACCGAUUGAAGACAGACAAUAUUUUGCUUGAUGAGCAUCGCUUUCCCAAGUUAAGCGACUAUGGAAUGUCCAUCCUCGGAGAAGAGAUUGAAAGGUUUGAGGCAAAGAGACAGGACUCAAAAUCAUGUGACCAACAAAUCAUUCUGCCCAACUGUUCUUGCAGCCAAAGGCAAGCGGACAAGGGGAAGCGUUUUUUUCUGAAUGAGAAGGCAUCCUUCGGAAGUCAAGAUGGCAGAAGGAAAAUUGUGGAUCCCAUAGUGUUGACAUCUAGCUCUCAAGAGUCAUUAUCAAUCGCAAUAGCGAUAACAACCAAAUGCAUAUCUCCAGAACUUUCCUCUCGCCCCUCAUUCGAGGAUGUCCUGUGGAACUUACAGUAUGCAGCUCAAGUGCAGGCCACAGCAGAUGCAGACCAGAAUUCAGAAUCUACAUCAGAAUCUCAAGAUUAUAGGAGGGACAAAUCCUGGGAUUCAAUUGGUUCACAUCCUUCUCCGACAAAGCAGAUUAUUAAACCCCAGAAUCAUCGUAGGAUCCAUAAGUAACUGCAGUGUCAGAUUGCAACAACAGAUGUAAAGUUGCAGAUGUUGUUUUUUCAUGUCUCUAUAGAGUUUUGAUAAGGUAGAGGUAGAAGGGAUUGAUAUUCUUUAUAGAAUCAGGAACAAGAGUUCAAAUUCAGGACAUUAAAGCAAGUCAUGAACUUUUAUAACCGCCGCCAGCAUGAGGUCGUGACGAAAUAAAGUUAGCGGUUACUUUUCUGAUUAA